ACAGAGCCCUUCACUCUAUAGGCUUCUUAUAGUAGCUAUCUUUUCACAUUGACCUGUAAAACGGCAUUAUAUGACAGCUUUGGGUUGUUAAUACUGACCUGGCCGCAGCUGCUUGCCGUUUGCUUCACUUAAACAGAUAUGCCAUUUAAACAGCAUAAUGAGAACAGGACAUUGAUAAAAGUCAUUUAAAUAAGUUCAGUCAUAAAUAGCGUUAACAUUUCUGGCGUGAUGAAACGGCCUCAUUUGUAUGUUCCAACCUGCUGAACAGCGCAUCUCAUACUUAGCUGCAUUUGCUGUCACUAAGUACCAGUCCGCCUGCCUGAUGGAAAUUUACUGGUAGUUAACAAAGGUCGAUGGCGCAACGUGUUGAAAGGCUAUAGCGUCAUCAGGAGGACGUGGGGUGUAUAAAUACAAACAUCUUUCUAUGACUGUACAAUAAACUGCAACGGACAAUACAGCAGCAUCAAAAGCCAAAAAAAAAAAUGCCUUCAACCAAGGGUGACGUUCCCCUGAUUAGCCCCGCUCAGAAUGGACUCGCAGCGGAGAACUUCAUUCACCAAUCCAUGGCCAUCAUUAUGGAAGAUGCAGUGAAAAAGGCCACUGAUGUCAGAGAAAAGGUCUGUGAGUGGCGUUCCCCCGAGCAGCUGAAGGAGUUGUUGGACCUUGAGCUGAGAGACGGAGGAGAGUCUGAGUCCAAGAUCCUGCAGCGCUGCAGAGAUGCCAUCAGAUACAGCGUCAAGACCACCCAUCCUCAUUUCUUCAACCAGCUGUAUGCGGGGAUGGAGCCCUAUUCCUUGGUGGCAAGCUUUAUCGUGGAGGCCCUUAAACCCAGUCUGUACACAUAUGAGGUGGCUCCGGUCUUUACACUGAUGGAAGAUGCUGUGCUGAGGAAGAUGAUAGAGAUGAUCGGCUGGGAGGAAGGAGGAGAUGGAAUCUUCAAUGCAGGUGGCUCAAUGUCCAACAUGUACGCUGUGAACUUAGCCAGGUACCAUCACUUCCCUGACAUUAAGGAGGCCGGCCUCUCUGCUGUUCCACGACUGGUCAUGUUCACAUCACAGGAGUGUCAUUACUCCAUUUCCAAAGCAGCAGCUUUAAUGGGCAUCGGCACUAAGAACGUUUACAUGGUUCCAUCUGAUAACAGAGGGAAGAUGAUUCCCUCGGCUUUGGAGUUGCUGAUUAAGACAGCUAAAAGUGAGGGUGCAGUGCCCUUCAUGGUGAACGCCACAGCAGGGACCACAGUGCUCGGAGCCUUUGAUCCCAUCCAGGAGAUUGCAGACAUCUGUGAGAAGUACAACCUGUGGCUGCAUGUGGACGCCUGCUGGGGAGGAGCAGCUCUGAUGUCUAACAAGCAUCAACACUUGUUAAAGGGCAUCCACAGAGCCAACUCUGUGGCCUGGAACCCUCACAAGAUGCUGAUGGCGUGUCUGCAGUGCUCUGCUUUCCUGGUCAGAGACAAAACGAAUCUCCUCCAGCGCUGCCACUCUUCUUCCGCCUCCUACCUCUUCCAGCAGGAUAAGUUCUAUGACGUCAGCUACGACACAGGGGACAAGUCCGUCCAGUGCAGCAGGAAGCCGGACGCCUUCAAGUUCUGGCUCAUGUGGAAGGCUCUGGGAACCGGAGAGCUAGAGGAGAGGGUAGACAGAGCCCUCGCCACGGCCAGGUAUCUUGCAGAAGAGAUCAAGAGAAGAGAAGGGUUCCGUUUGGUGAUGGAGCCUGAAUAUGCAAAUGUUUGCUUCUGGUACAGUCCACCAAGUCUGAGGAACCUUCCAGAUGGCCCUGAGCUAUGGAAAAAACUCCACACUGUCGCCCCGGUGGUGAAAGAACGCAUGAUGAAGAAGGGAAGCAUGAUGGUGGGCUACCAGCCGCACAGAGACAAGGCCAACUUCUUCAGGAUGAUCGUCAUCAGCCCACAGGCCAGCAGACUCGACAUGGACUUUGUCCUAGACGAGAUACACAAUCUGGGAAAAGACCUGUGAUGAAAUGUCAGUGUCAGUGAAAAACACUUUAUUCCUUUGUCAUUGACGGACUUGUGGACAAUCAGGGAAUCUGACCACCAACAUCAAACACGUUUUCCUCUUCUGGUGGAUUAGCUGAUUUUUGGGACAACUGACCUCAAGGCUCUGCUGGUUAUGCUGAUCCUCAUACUGAUUCACACCAUAUCCUUAGAGUUUCCUCUCUUGCUAUUCUCAAAGUAGAAGUACAAAUCAAUCGAAAUGUCCAAAUCUACUUUAAAAACAUGAUGUAAUACGUCUUCUUCCAUACAAGAAAAGGUUGACAUAAAGUGUAUCUGUUGUAAAGGAGAUGCUAUCAUUUAAAAUGCUUUUUAGUUAGAUCAUAUCUUGAGAGAUAAAUAUGUCUCUGUCACAGUGAUGUUUACAAGUGGCAAAGCAAUAAUACUGAUUAUUUUAGAUAUACCUUAUAUGUAUGUAUUUGUGGGACUGGUUUGGGAUUUCUUUCAGGUUUAUUUCUUACCAUGUUGCAAUCAUGAAUCACAUGUCAAGCAUGCAGUGAUUAAUCAUGCUACUGUGUGUUACCUGAUUUUCCUGCUUAUUUUUUAUAAAAAAAUGUUUAUAAGAAUCUCAAAUAAAACAAAGCAAAUCUA
Dicentrarchus labrax (European seabass) is the source of this 2602-nucleotide messenger RNA. Its product is annotated as acidic amino acid decarboxylase GADL1-like. Gene Ontology annotation, biological process: carboxylic acid metabolic process. Lineage: Eukaryota; Metazoa; Chordata; Actinopteri; Moronidae. Gene Ontology annotation, cellular component: cytoplasm. Gene Ontology annotation, molecular function: pyridoxal phosphate binding; carboxy-lyase activity. The transcript has 15 exons. The record is from RefSeq and is a predicted model, not a curated record. The coding region runs from base 483 to 1976 and encodes 497 amino acids.